Messenger RNA from Geodia barretti, 534 nucleotides. The record is from the annotation of a GenBank genome assembly. Lineage: Eukaryota; Metazoa; Porifera; Demospongiae; Tetractinellida; Geodiidae.
AUGCUCGGAAUUAUCAUCGGAGUCGCCUCGGUGUUGGCAAUGAUAGCUAUCGGCGAUGGAGCAAAGGUGAUUGUCCUGCAAGACGCACAGAAACUCGGCGGCGUGAACCAAUUUACGAUGUACCGAAGCAGUCAUAAACGAGUGGGUAGCCGAUGGGUCCCGAAUCGCAGCAAUGAAUACUUUAAGUAUGAAGAUGUAUUGGCAAUUGAGGCGGAAUGUCCAUCUGUGAAGGUAGCAGUGCCGCGAAUUCCCGCAUGGCGUGGCGUACUUAUUCAAGGAGGCGAUGGUGCUGAAACCCGAAGCGGUUACAACGGUGUAAAUGCCUCGUUUUCAGAAGCAAUGGACUGGGACCUUCAGCAGGGGCGCUUCAUUUCGGAUGAAGAUGUUGAUAACGAAGCGAAGGUUUGCGUGCUUGGCUCUGAGGUCGCUGCCAACCUGUUCGCGAGUCAAUCCCCUGUAGGAAAGAGAUUAAAAUUGGCAAAGGUCCCGGCGGUCGUUUCGAUCGAUAUGGUAGAAAAGACCGGAAGCGGAUAA